Molecule: messenger RNA, 549 nt
Organism: Dipodomys ordii (Ord's kangaroo rat)
Lineage: Eukaryota; Metazoa; Chordata; Mammalia; Rodentia; Heteromyidae
Gene: Il19
Product: interleukin 19
Exons: 5
Coding region: 1-549 (182 amino acids)
Source: RefSeq, a predicted model, not a curated record
AUGAAGGUACAAAGUGCUUUCCUCUGGAUCCUGGGCACACUGCUGAUCCUGUCCUUAGGGCAGAGUCUUGGUUUCAGGAGAUGUCUCAUUUCUGUGGACAUGCGCCAUCUAGAAAGGAGUUUCCAGGAAAUCAAAAGGACUUUGCAAAACAAGGAUGUCUUCCAAAAUGUCACCAUCUUGUCCACACUGCAAAGUCUGCAGGGCAUUAAGCCCAUAGAUGUGUGCUGCGUGACCAGGAACCUCCUGGCAUUCUACAUGGACAAAGUGCUCAAGGAUCAUCAGGAGCCAAACCCCCAGAUCCGGAGACAGAUCAGCAGCAUUGCCAACUCUUUCCUCCACACGCAGAAAACUCUGCAGCAAUGUGAGCAGAGAUGGUGCCACUGUAGUCAGGAAGCCACCAAUGCCACUAGCAUCAUCCAGGACAACUACGAUCAGCUGGAGGUCCGUGCUGCCGCCAUUAAAUCCCUGGGUGAGCUUGACAUCUUUUUAGCCUGGAUCAACAAGAAUCACCAGGAAACUUCCCAUGCUCAACACCAAGUUCCUGUGUAA